AUGGACUCAUCUGGGUCUCAGGGUGUUCCGCAAUUCUCCAGCUUCCAACCUCCCCCUACCGCUCCUCCGGCCCCCGCUACCGGCUCGGACCAUGAACGUCGCGGGCGUCGCCCGCGCCAUCGUCGUCGCGCAGACCGCAAAGAGUCUCCACGCUCUCGUCGCCAUGAACCGCGUUCGGACGGUGGCCGUCAACAGGCGACAGGCGAAGAAAUUGAGAAGCGCCUGAGUGGUGAAGGAACUGACGAUUUAAACGCUACAAAAGAUGAGCCAAACAAAGGAUUUAUCGUCGACAGCCGCGGCGAUCGCGACAAUACACGUUACGGUGUGGAUCGUUACGAGGUCCCUGCAUACCAUCGCAAUGGCAAUGGUUUUGUACUUGGGCUCCCCGGCCAGCGCAUUGAUUACCAAACGCGAUAUGACCAAGGCCCUCUUCUCCUUCUUCGCCCCGACUCAGGCUCGUCAACCUCCGCAGUCAAGCCCCUCUCCGCCGAAACCCUGUCUGCUUUGUCCGUCAAUCUUCCCGUUCGCCUCCGGUCUGAUCUUAAUGCCAACCUUGCUGCUGAGACCUCACAUACACAAAAUUUCAUCUCGACAACAGUCCCAUCUCAAUCCGGCGUUGCGACAACUGCCAACUUAGAUGAUGAACCACCGUCUUAUCGCUCUAUCGAGAUCCCAGAUAAAUCCGAAGAACAAGCGACUGAGGAUGAUGCGAAGACCUUCAUUCGUCUUGCUGUCGAAGCUGAGAUCUUGAAUCGCAAUGCCAAGUUGAACAGCGCAGUGGCACAACAUCCUAAUGAUAUUCAAGCAUGGAUCCGGCUUGCUGAACAUCAAGAACUUGCCGUCACGGGUGGGACAUCUGGCGAUCGGACCUCCUAUCGCGAUCAUAUACAACUUGUGGCAAGAGCCAAGCUGUAUGUGUAUGAAAGAGCGAUCAAGGCCAACGCACAAAAUCCUGAACGCGAUCAUCUCGUGCUGGGCCGUAUGGAAGAAGGUGCGAAAGUCUGGGACUCCACAAAACUUUCAUUGGAAUGGGACGGAGUCCUCCGCCGUCACUCUGAGUUCAUCAAUAUAUGGAUUGAGUAUCUUGACUACUGUCAGACUGACAGUCAGGAUUUUAACUUUGACACUUGCUUCAAGACUUAUGCCUACUGUUUGAAGCUACAUUCACGUGUCGGCUUCGGACCGCGGAAUACUCUUAUCAGGGGGGGGGGAGGAGAGGCCCUAGUGGAGUUUAAAAAGCUCUGGAAACCUGGGCACAUCCGAAUUGGGGAGCCUCAUUGGCAACCCUGGAACAGUGGACAAACCUCCCGUCCUCCUAUCAACGAGCAUGUUUACACUUCUGAGGCGAAUACCACAGACUUGUUCCCAUCCUGGGUACGUGCAGAAAGAGAGCGGAUGUUCAAAAAUCGCAUGCCGUCACAUGCCUUUGGUGAAACUGGGGAGAAUGACGGUUUCCGAGUAGUCCUUCUUGAAGAUCUCACGCAGAUACUUCCUUAUUUCUUGGAUUUGGAAGAAAGUCUUGGUUCCCUAGUUGAUAGCUUCUUGUAUUUCUGCCAUUUGCCUCACUUGACAAUGCCUGCGAAUAUGCACACCAGCCGGCUGUGGACUGGUGACAAUUUCGUGCGAAACGAAUACAUGGAUGAUCCUCGAAACACAAUCGCGGACUGGAUCACUUUUGGGAAGUUUGCCUCAACCACAAGCCUUGCGCCUUUCGCAUUCCCUCACCAGACCUUCGUUCACACCACCGAUACUCUUUUCGCCGACCCAAAGCUGUGGUUCUCUGCGCUAACGAAGUGGGCUGCAACCACCUCUCAUUCUUCCUGUGUCAUCGAUCCCGACUUUGUAAUCUUGACUCUCCAUGCCCUUGUCGAUAUCUUCAAAGAUAGCCAAUUGGCUGAAUACGCCAUUGCAGUAACUUUCGCGUGUGACAACGCUCUGGGCAAGAAAUACGGAAAGAGACUCUUGAAGGAGCGAUCAUCAAAUCUGAGACUUUAUAAUGCCGUUGCGCUCAUGUAUUGGCGGACUGGCGAUCUUGAUGUUGCUCACAAUGUGUGGUCCACCGCUUUGUCUAUGAGCCAGAAUUUUGAUGCCCGCGAGCUCACUGACUCUGCACUUCUGUGGAACUCUUGGAUUUGGGAAAUGCUUCACGCUGGGAACAAGAAUCGAGCUUCAUACCUGUUGCAAGCCAUGCCUUAUAAUCGAGUCCACUUGCUAUCAUACGACACAGCUGAUGAACUUGAAAUCAAUGAGACCACUUUUCUCAGGUGCUUGUUUGCCGCUCAGAGGAAUGCCUUGAAGUUCAAGAAAAUGCAAGCAUACGUAGCUUACGCCGACUGCUAUGCCAUCGCCCUCUAUCUCAUGGGCGAGCAGCUUGAAGAAGUUCUUGAUGUCUACAAUGACGCCGCCACUUCUCUUAGAGUCUUGCCUAGGACUGAUGAUGAUUCCAGGGUGUUCGGCGGAGAAUUGCUGCACCAAGCCCGAGCACGGAUCAUUUACCACUAUGUGGAGAAGCAGAGUGGUCAAUUCAGACCCGCUGACAUUCGUGCGCAGCUCCUGGAUAGUCUGGAAUGGUGGCCUCACAACACCAUGUUCUUGUCGCUGUUCAAAUGGAACGACGCUCGUUUGAAUCUGAGCGAUCGAACCCGCGAUAUCUUCGACGUCACUAUCGGGGCGAAGGCCAGGGCCGCCCGGCAUCUGCAAGGGCCUGCCCCAAUCUACCGUGUACCCGUCACAACUCACCUUUUUAGCAUCUACGCUGAGAUGGGUCGCCCUCUCCUGCUCGGUUCGACCGCGCAUUCCAUUCGGGCAGCCUUCGAGCGGGCGAUCGGUGAUCAUGGCAUCGUCCCGAUCGGGCGGACCCCAACUCGAAAGAGUCCCUUCGAGCUGGCGAGCUCAACCUCCGCGCGGACCAGCCUCACCAUCUGGAGGCUAUACAUUCUCUACGAGCUGUACGCGGAGUACAACGUCGGCCGCGCCCGCGAGAUCUUCUUCCGAGCCCUGCGCUCUUGCCCCUGGUCGAAGGAGCUGUACCUACUCGCCUUCGAGCACCUGCGGGCGGAUUUGACCGACCGCCUGCCCCCCCUCAGUCUCAACCGGCAGGGAGAGGUCAGCUCUUCGGGGUUCAACCCUGCAGAGCUUCGGGCUCUAUACUUGGAAAUGCUGCGUCGUGGACUCCGUAUUCACUACUACUUGGAGGGCCGAGUAGGCCCAGAGGAGGUCUGA
Molecule: messenger RNA, 3222 nt
Organism: Penicillium psychrosexuale
Lineage: Eukaryota; Fungi; Ascomycota; Eurotiomycetes; Eurotiales; Aspergillaceae
Exons: 4
Coding region: 1-3222 (1073 amino acids)
Biological process (GO): negative regulation of RNA catabolic process; regulatory ncRNA-mediated post-transcriptional gene silencing
Cellular component (GO): catalytic step 2 spliceosome
Source: RefSeq, a predicted model, not a curated record